Messenger RNA from Chelonus insularis, 10319 nucleotides. RefSeq names its product Ten-Eleven Translocation (TET) family protein (gene Tet). Gene Ontology annotation, cellular component: nucleus. Gene Ontology annotation, biological process: positive regulation of transcription by RNA polymerase II. Gene Ontology annotation, molecular function: DNA binding; DNA 5-methylcytosine dioxygenase activity; zinc ion binding. Lineage: Eukaryota; Metazoa; Arthropoda; Insecta; Hymenoptera; Braconidae. Bases 1342 to 8883 code for a protein of 2513 amino acids. The transcript is spliced from 12 exons. The record is from RefSeq and is a predicted model, not a curated record.
AAAAGACCGAAGUUUACAGAAAUAAUAAAAGUCCGAAGCCGCGGGUUUCCUCCUAUCUCUCGAGAUCAUUCGCGGGGGAUUGGAUGACGGGUACGCGACUCCACAAGGGCGGAGAGUGACAGAGAGAAUAUUAACGUCGAAGAAGUGGACGCGCGCGCGCUCAAGCGACGAAACUUCGGGGCAUACACGAACGUUUCGCCGCGAAUGGAACACGCGAGAGAAUCAAGAAGAGACGUUGAAAGACGGCGCACCGUGAUAGUACUCGAAAUCACACGAAAUGCGGGAGACACGGUGCUGUUACGUGUGUGAGAAAGAUGCGUGACGAUCGAUCCGAGAGGAAUCAAUGAAUAUUUAAUAACAAACAAAUCGUACAAAUCAACCGCCUUCUAAGCUACAUUAACCUCAAGUGAUUUAUAUUUUCUUACGAAGUGCGAAUGACGUAAUUAGUGUCUAUAUUGUCAUAAUAUCUCAAGAGCUUUUAGGUUCGAAAAAGUGAAAGGAGAAAGUUUAAAGGAAAAUAACAAAGACAAAGUGACUGAAAUCGGGAUUAAAAAGCUAUAGUAUCUAUCUAGUGUACAAAAAUAUAUCUGAUACAAAAGUCCGCCAGUGCCAAAACUAAAGGAUUACAAACAAAAGUGAGUUUAUUGUUUAAAAAAAAAUCGUGUGACAAAGUGAAAUAGAACUAAACCACAAACCAAAGAAUUUACCAUUUUUUUACUAAUCAUUCAACGAGAUUAACAAGCGGAGAACAGCUGGAGCCAUUUCAAUAUUAAAGGAAAAAAAUAAAUGAUAGUAGGCUUCGCCAAGCACUGAGUUUUCCGCACUCCGUUAAUAAACAAUUUAGAAGCAGAGUCUAAAAAAAGAUCGCAUAGGAAUUUAUAGUUAACCUUUUAAGUAUUUUACAUUUUUUAAUGAGCAUCGACGAGUAAAUUUUUAUGAAAUUUUAAGUAAAACAAUUUAAGGAAAUUUCGCUCAGGAAAAAAUACGUACGAAAACCGAUCUACUUCAGUUCGUAGCCUAAACCUGUCGAGUACAAAAAUAAAAAAAAAAAAUACAAAAAGUGAAGUUAGCCAACGUGAAGCUCAACGAAACUUAUCCAUAGUGCGGCGAAAGCCAUUUGUGAAUAAAAUAUAGAAGAAAAUUUUUUAAUAUCGUCGUUUGUGAUCUCGAGUUUAACAAUCGGCAUCAGUGACUAAAUGUAAUUCAAGAGUUAUCAAAAAAUAUUGGUGUUGGGUUUUGAUAUCUGCUAUUUAUUUCUGAAAAAAUAAUUGAAACAAUUGAAGAGGUUAAAUUCCUGGACAGCUACAGCCAGGGGAUGGAUUUGAAGAUGUGUUGGGGAAGAUGAGCGCUGAAGUAAAGAAGGAGGGCAUCGCCCCUGAGAGGGUGAGCCCCCCGGCGGCUUUAGCAGCAUCGCCAGGUAAUAUCGGACCUGGUGACCCAAAUCGUCAUCUGCCGCCUUUCAGUAGUUUCUCUGGUGACGUCACAAUGGACAGUGGAACAACAUUGACGACACUGCACAGCCAAGACAUCGGAUUAGGAUUGACUUCCUCGUGGGACUAUUACGAGGGAUUGACGGGUCGUCUGAUAGACUCCCGAGGUGAAGUAGUAUUAGCCAGUCAGUACCGACCAUGGGAGUCCAAGCAUGGCGUUGGCCCUAACAAUGAGGGACUGCCAAGCUUCGCAAGUCAAUUUGCACCACCAAGUGAAUCGGAACCGCAGUUGACAGCCUUAACGCCGUUGUCGCCUGCAUCAAUCUCGCAUUCACCGCCAGUCACUUCAGCUGUUGGAUUGCCAAGUUUCCAUACUCUGGGAACACCACUACCACCACCCCAUCCACACCGAGGAUCUGUUGGUUAUCCCUUGGUACCUGCACCCGUCCAAGCACGAGAAGUUCCAGCUCUGCAACAACAAUUGCUUGAUGAACGGCAUAUUCAGCUCCUGGGAUCUAGUCCAGUCCAGGGCUUUGCACCUCCACCACCAGGUCAUCCUCAUCAUACUGUCCUGACUGUGGUGAAACCCGAGUACCCUCAAUUGCAUCAUGCAAACUUCCAGAACCCCAUGUCAACUGUUCUUGACUCCUCACCGACUUCACGUGCGGUAGGUGUUGAUGGCAGGAAAAAAGAACGUAGAAAAAUACGUGCUGGCUCUAUGGAGUCUGAAGAUGGUAGUGGUAAUGUUGAAAGUUCUGGUCAAGUAGCAGCAGUUUCUUCUACUGCUAACCGUGGUCCUCAUGGACAUAUUGGUAGUGGAAUGGGAGAUGUUGAUGGAGAAGGUGGUCUUGGUGAUAAACCAGCCAAAAAGAAACGCAAACGUUGCGGAGAAUGCAUCGGAUGCCAACGAAAAGACAACUGUGGAGACUGUGCGCCAUGCAGAAACGACAAAAGUCAUCAGAUCUGUAAGAUGCGACGGUGUGAGAAGCUCACGGAGAAAAAGCACUUGUAUCAUCUGCAGACCGGAGAUGGAAGCUUUAGAGAACGAGGAAGAGGUCGAGGAAAAGGUGCAACACGUAGUUACAGAAAGAUAGCACGACAAGUGAGUACCCCAGACAGUGCGCCAGCUGGUUUAGGAAGUCCUCAAGCAGGUAUUGGAGGACUCCAACAGCAUCAAACUCAACAAUCCCAAUCUCAGCAGGCUUUACAUACUGACCCCAUGCAGCAGACUAAGGAUAAUCUCAAUUCUGCAACGAAUCAACAAACGGGGACACUUAGAAACGGAAACCCACCUCCACCCGUCGUUUCAAUGUCGCCGGGAGUAAUGCCAUUCUACGGAGAUUCAAGUACAGGAUUCCGACCAGCAGCUGGUUUUGGAAACACUGUAUGGCAUCAAGGAGUUACUCCUGUUGGUACAGUUACCGUAGAAACUGCACCCGCAGCUUGGCCUCCUCAGCAGUUUAUUCAGCAAAUACCCGCACCUAAUCAAUUAGAAGACCUGAGGUACCACACUCAGUACAGUGCUGCAACUCCCUAUCAUCCUCAACCAGUAACGUAUCAGCAACAAGCAUUCAUCGCAACAGAUCAAUCGGCGUUCCAGCGUGCCGGUACUACGGGGCAAUACGCAAUUACAGGACAGCCGUCGCCUCUGGCUCCAGUAGCACCACAAACAGGUGCUGCUCCACCUCAACGUACGCUAAAUGGCCAGUUCAUGGAUCCCGCAGCGACGCCUGGCCAACCAAUUGGCUUUGAAACCCGUCAGGAAUAUGUCAACGGGUAUCAACAACAGGAUGUCACAAUGGCACCACCACCAUCAACAACCCCAACUAGUCGUAGCAGUUCUGUACAAAUGGACACUCAACAACAACCACCUCAAGCGCAAGCUUCCCAAGAUACUCAAGUCAAAGGUUUCGCUACCAUCGCCUCGACAAAUGUGUCGGGAAACGAGAUGCCUGGGUAUCCACUUCAACCGGACCCACAGAGUUCACACAACUCUAACGGAUAUCCAGGCUACGUAGAGAUGGGUCAGCAGCAGCAGAACCAAUGGCAGCAGCAACAAAUGCCCAGACAACCGCCAGUAUCAGAUGCAAGCCAAAGUCACUUGUGGUCUGACAGUAAUUCCGCUGCAAAGAUGACCAACGUCAGUAAUGAAAUGAGUUGGUCAGAUGCUAGAAUACAACAACAGCAGCAACACAAUUUACAAAAUAGUUUAAAAAACGAACAACAAAACAUGAAUAUUCAGGGUCAACAAGACAUGUCACGACCAUCCAGUCAUAUGAGUUGGGAUAAUGGACGAGAGCCACCAACUCCACAAUCUUGGCAGGAUGCUAAUGAUAAUCAACAACAAUCGACACAACAAACUCAGGGAAAUUGGCCGCAACAAAGCCCGAAGAUGAGGGAAAGUCAAAAUCCAAGACUGACACCUUCAUCACAACAUCAGCAACAACAACAACAGCAAGGUUGGCCUCAGCAUUCACCAAAAAUGGUUGACCUCCCAAGUCCAGCUCAACAAAAUCCCAGAAUGACACCGUCCGGUCAACAUAAUUGGCAGCAAAGUAGUCCAGAACUCCAAAAUACUAAUAAUGGGCAUCAAAAUCCAAGACUGACUCCCUCUGGACAGGUCCAACAGUCUCAACAACAGCAGUGGCAACAAAGUCAGCAAACAAAAAUCGAACAAAAUCCUCGAUUGACACCAUCUAAUCAAAUGUCUUGGCCAGAUACGCCUACUAGUCAACCAAAUUGGUCACCAAAUAGUAUGAAGAGUGAUGGAAGUCAACAACCACAACAACAGUGGCCUGAUUCUCAACCAAGUCCACGGAGAACUCCUAGCAAUCAACAGAAUACGUGGCCAAAUCAACAGAGUCAGGAUAGUAAAAUGGAUAAUCAAAUGAAUUGGUCUCCAAGUUCAGCAGAGAAUCCUAACUGGGGUCAGAAUACCAAACAGGAUAUGCAAAAUUCCGGAGAAAGAAUCAUGUGGCAACAACAGAGUACUGAUAACAAAGCUAAUGGCUUUCAAGACCAAGAUCAAUCUAAUAGAUCAAAUUUAAAUAAUCGAUUGAAGUCUAUGAUACUGAAUAAACAACAGCAGCAGCAGAUGCAACAUCAACAGAUUCAGCAUCAAGUUUCGUCAAAUAAUCCAAAUGGAUCUAAUAACGAAUAUUCAACUGAUGAUCGGAUACGAGACUCGCAUGAAAACUCGGAUAAAUCUAUUGGAAUGCAGGAAAAACGAUCAGAGCAGUAUAUUAAUCAAGCCUCGAUGAUGUCUAUGGCAGCUUCGAAUGAAUCUAUGACCGGUAAUUUUUUAUUGCAUAGCCACCACCCCCGGGCCGAUAGUUUGCCCGGCGGUGGUGGCUUAUGGGAGUGGACAGGAGGUGGAAACAAUGUAAUUAAUAAUAGUGUCAAUAACACACAAGUAUUGCCUGAAACGGGAAUUACAGCAAUUCAAAAUUUUAUGAAAUAUACUGAUGAAAAGAAUAAAAUAAAUGAAGAGUUGAACAAGUCGUUUCAUGAUAAUUUCGAAAUCAAUAUUAAAAAUCAAGGACAUAUUAAUUCAGUCGAAGACAAUGAUAGAAAUGUGAAGGAAUUUAACUUUUCCAAAGUAGCGGAAAAAUCUGAGCAAGUUCCAGAGACUCAAACUAACCAAAAUACGAAUGGUGAUGAUGUGAUUUACAAUUCUAAUCAAGCGAUAAAACAAGAAACUGUUGAGUAUAUUUCUUCCAACGACUCUUUGCAUAAACUGCGGGAGGAAGAAGAUCUUUCUAAGCCGAUAAAAACGGAGCCUGAGUCUGAAGAAGUAGAUAAAGUGGAGUACAAGUUCAGAGGUGAUGGUGGUCCAGCUAAAUUAACAACUGAUGGAGGUUCAUGGUGCUGUAGAAGAGGAGGAACAGAACAACCAACUGCUGAACAUCUUCGUGAUGGUUGCUGUCAAGGGCUUCAAACAAAAGACGAGAUUAUUGCUGAUUCAUCAGAACAAUCCGGUGAAAUCAAGAGUGAAGAUGCUAAGAGUUCUAAAGGUGUGACGGUCAGCAAGGCACAAGAUCAUGAGAAGUCAAAGAGCAAUGUCAGGACCGAUGUUCCAGACUGCGACUGCUUUCCCGCCGAUAAAUGUCCACCGGAGCCUGGAUCGUACUACACCCAUCUUGGUGCGGCUGCCAGUCUACCGGACCUUCGUAAUGAUCUUGAGAGAAGAACAGGGCUCAAAGGCAAUGCGAUUCGCUUCGAGAAAAUUGUUUACACUGGUAAAGAGGGCAAGACGACUCAAGGAUGUCCAAUGGCAAAGUGGAUUCUGAGACGGUCUGGAGUAGACGAAAAAAUUCUGACAAUCGUCAAACAUCGACAAGGUCACAAAUGUGCUACCGCGUGGAUUGUGGUAGCUAUGGUGGCUUGGGAAGGCGUGCCUUUACAUGAAGCUGAUCGCAUAUACUCACUCCUUACUCAAAAACUUAAUCGAUUUGGUCUUCCAACAACUCGUAGAUGCGGUACAAACGAACCUCGAACUUGUGCCUGCCAAGGACUUGAUCCCGACAGUUGUGGUGCAAGUUAUUCAUUCGGGUGCUCUUGGUCUAUGUAUUACAAUGGCUGUAAAUAUGCGCGAAGUAAAACCGUCCGCAAGUUUAGAUUAUCAGUGAAAGCAGAAGAGCAAGAAGUUGAAGAAAGAAUGCACGUACUAGCGACUCUAUUAUCACCAUUAUAUUUGAGCUUAGCACCCGAAGCCUUCAAUAAUCAAACUCAGUUUGAACGAGAAGCUAGCGAUUGCAGAUUAGGAUUCAAACCAGGUAGACCAUUCUCAGGGGUAACAGCAUGUAUUGAUUUCUGUGCUCAUUCUCAUAGGGAUCUCCACAAUAUGAAUAAUGGUUGUACAGUGGUGGUGAGUCUUACAAAACAUCGAAGCCUUUCUAAACCCGAUGAUGAACAACUGCACGUUCUUCCUUUGUAUAUCAUGGAUGACACUGAUGAAUUUGGAUCGAAAGAUGGACAGCAAGAGAAAAUAAAAUCUGGUGCCAUAGAACAACUUACUAAGUAUCCAUGUGAAGUUCGAGUGCGUUCAGUACCUCUUCAACCUUGUCGCCGGCAUGGAAAAAAACGUAAAGAAGAUGAACCCGACACUGCAAGUAGCAAAAAAGAAACCGCUAAAAAUAUGGAUAAAGCAAUAGAACAAAACAAACAACCAAACUUCCAAGACCACACUCGAACUUCUGCACGAGAUCCACAACUUUCUUUAGAAAUGAAUACAAUGUUCGAAGGAAUGGAUGCACAAUUACAAAGUUCUCAAGUUUCUUCCACUGUGCUAGAUAGUCCUGUAUCAAUGUACCAAGGAUGGGGAUAUCAAGGAGAACAACAGUGGAAUCGUAAUGGCUGGUUAGAACAGAGGAAGAACAAUUGGGGAUUAAAUCCAUGGGGUGAAUAUUCUUUUGGAGGGCUAGAAAGAGAAUCUAAAGUCGAUCCAGAUAGCACUAGUCUUGACGAAACGCGACCAAGAAGUGCUCUUUCUCAAGAAGACCAUCGUCCACGAUCACGCAAUGUACCAAAUUCAACUCCAGAAUCACCACGAGGAAAUUAUGUUCAAUCUCCAGGACAUUCUAGAGGUCAACCUCCAAUGUCACCACGGAAUUCAUUACCUGGAACACCAGGCGAAGCUAGUUACGCUAGUCAUGCAUCGCCACGUGCUUUGUCAACACCUCACGAUCCGAAAAUGAUUUCUCCAAGAAGUUCUGGAUAUCCUCCUACUCCAGGAGACUCCAACUAUAGUAUGUCAUCACCAUCUUGUAAGAGUUAUUCAAGUCUUGGAGAUUCUAGACAGUCUAGUGUGUCUCCACGUGGUGUAUACUCUCAUCAACCACAUUUAGAACAGCGAAACGCAUCACCAAGAAUUGGACAGCAUACUUCAGGGCCAGAUAAUCAUAUGAGAAAUCAAUCACCAGUGAUGAAUAGAUUUCCUGCACCCGUCCAACAAAGAUAUCCUGGAAAUACUAAUUGUAUGGAGAUUCAACAACCUCCUAAUGCUUAUAGAAAUGAUUAUCCAGGUCAACAAGCAGGAAUUAAUCAAUCAGAUUCGUAUUCUAAUAUAUCUCAAAUUCACCCUAAUUAUUCUACUCAUAAUAAUCACCAACCUAAUCAACAUACCCAGCAAUUUGAUCAAAGGCAAGAAUCUCUAAUGACUACUAAUCACAAUAAUAAUAACCAUAGUCAUAACAACAAUAAUUGGAAUACCAAUCAAUCUUGGAAUCAAGAUAAUAUGAAAGCAGAACAUCAAAAUAUCAGUUGCCAAGUUUCUGGAGUUCAUUCUCGUAAUCCUUGGGAAGUUCCAAACGAUCCAUCACCAUUUCGUGUCCCAAAAGGACGCCCACCGUCCAGAACGACUCCGAAUCAAAACCCGUCCGAGACAAUUUAUCAGAAUCAACUUAACAAGACAUUUCUUAAGCCUCAGGAGCCUUCUAAAACAGAAUCAAAUUACUCAGAAAAUAUUCAGAACACCUCCAGACCUGGUUAUAGUCCUCAACCUAAUCAACGACGACCGGAAUGGUCUGAAGAAAAAUUAAAAGAUGGAUUCCAGGAUAAUCGAUCGAACAUUCCACCUACAAACUUGGCUUGGACUGAAGAAGUGAAGCAAGUUCAAGAAUAUCAUGCUAUGUCGAAUCUAGGGCAUCAUCCGUUUCCUCAAUACGGGUAUCCAACGUAUCCAGCACUUGAAAAAUCUUAUUCCAAUACUUGGGAAGGCUAUAAUUAUCAGCCCUAUCACCAAACAUCAGAAUAUUCACCUCAAUUAUAUCAGCAACCCAAGCGUGAGCAUUUUUCUUCUUCUCAGUAUCCUUAUCAGACUGUGCCACCUUACCAGGGAUUAAAUUCUGGCUGGCCAAGGUGGGAAGCACCACGCUGGGAUAUUUACGGACCUCCAUCAUACUUUCCAGUUCUUCCGGAGCCACCGCCAAAGUCCGAACCGCUUGGCGAAGUGGCUGAUUAUUCUGAUAACGAAGAAUGCUUCAAAGACCCGCAAUUGGGAGGCGUGGCUAUUGCUCUAGGUCAUGGAAGUGUUCUUUUUGAGUGUGCAAAACACGAGAUGCACUGUACUACUGCAUUGAAGAAGCCAAACCGACUGAAUCCAACAAGAAUAAGCCUUGUUUUUUAUCAACAUCGUAAUUUGAAUAGACCAAAGCAUGGUUGGAGUGAAUGGGAAGAGAAAAUGCGACUUAGAAAAAUGGGUGUUACAUCCACGUCUUCAUCAACUACCUCGUCUUCAACUUCUAACACUCAAACUAGUACUACAACAACACAAACUUCAAUUACUUCCGCUGCUGAGGAUAAACCACAGCCUCUUCCACAUAUACCUAAUGUACCAAACUCUCAAUUCAUGAUGAGAUCACCGACAUAUACUACAAUGACCUGGACUACUCUCUUUCCGAUGCAUCCAUGCAUGAUUACUGGUCCUUAUCAAGAAGGGGGUGCCAUUGGAUGAGUAACAGCAAAAGGAAAUGAAUCUGUACAAGAAUGACCUUCACCUCAAGCAGUAAUUAAAAUUUCUGCUUGAGAACAAUUACCAGGAAUAACCAAGAAAUUAUACAAAUCAAGAUUAUCAAACAUUCGAAUAAAUAAACUGCACUGCCAUAUUUCCAUGAACAUUUUAUAACGUUAAUUAAUUGGAAAUAUCAUAAUUAAUAAUAAUCCCGCCCACUUUUUCGGGGCUUCCCCUUUUUAUACCGACCCUUUAGCUAGGUUACGGUGACCAUGAUUGCUGAGGAAAACUGUAUGAAGCAGAUAGCAUGAUAGAGCAAAAAAAAUGACAUGCAUCUGAGUUUGUUUAAAGAAAAAUUGUGUUUGUUUCAUAUUGUGAGAGUAUUUUAAGUACAUUGAAAUGAAAGAGCAAUUUUUAAAUAGAGAACAAAUUUUUUAUUCAAUAAAAAAUGACUCUAAUAAUAUUUUAAAUAAAACCAAUUCUAAAUUAUCUAAAAAAAUUGUUUUCUUCCAAAAGAUGUUUCUUUUUAAAAAGUGCUCGUUUCUUUUCAAUGUGAGUGCAGGUCGCGCCAUGUUUUACUGUGCAAAGGCUUUAAUGCAAAUAGUUUAAGACGAAGACAUUAAAUAAAUUAAAAAUGUUUGACUGUACAAUUAAAUUGAUAAAGUUUCGUGUUUAUAAAAGCUGUAUCUCAUUAGUUAGUUGAUACAGAAGUAAUAGAGAGCCAUGUACACGAGGAGGAAACAUAUCUCAUUGUAUAUCUUAUCUUUUCAGAUAAAUAAAACAAAAAAAAACGUGUACAGGUACAUAUGCUCUUCCCCUUGAUAUUCUAUUGGCUAUUAUGAGUAUAAUCUAUUUUACGCAUUUAACGUAAAGAGAUAAGAAGAUUAAAUUUUUAAAUAGCAACAAUAACUAUGUUGUUGAUUAGUUGUACGGUCACUGCACAAUUGAUGACGCACUUUUGAAUGGUUCGAUUAAAUGAAAAAAAUAAUAAUGAAUUCUAAUACAAAAUUAUAACAAACAAUAACACGAUGAUGAAAAUGAUCUCAAGUUUAAUUAAUUAAUGAUAGGGAAUACUAUUACUUUGCGCCCCUUGUACAUUUAUGCUUCUUUAUUUCGUAUUUAUUUUUUAAAGCACGAGUUUUCGCACUAGCUACCGUACUGAGUAUGCAUAAAAAUGAUUAUACACGACUACUAAUCGCUCGCCAACGUGGCAUUUAAGUACAAAGUAUCUCUUUCCUAACAAUCAAUUAGUACGACACUAUGUGGUGAGUUAAUAGAGGGAUUAAAUCAAUAAAGAUACAAAACUGAAAUAAAAAUAAAUUAAUAAUAAAUGUACCUUUAGAUUUUUUCUCCAUACUAUUAGCUUUCGCCGAAGCAUGAACAGUACAUUCAAUUUAUUUGUAAAGGUUUUUUUAGGGAUUAAAUUUAAUAAACGAUUA